This is a messenger RNA of Macroventuria anomochaeta, 577 nucleotides long. Its product is annotated as UPF0203-domain-containing protein. The coding region runs from base 37 to 324 and encodes 95 amino acids. The transcript has 4 exons. NCBI's taxonomy places the organism in Eukaryota, Fungi, Ascomycota, Dothideomycetes, Pleosporales, Didymellaceae. The record is from RefSeq and is a predicted model, not a curated record.
CCGGUGGGUCUUUCUCCGUUCUACACAUCCAACAUCAUGUCUGCAUCGUUGGCACCAGAGUGUAACGAGGUCAAGGAAAAAUAUGACAACUGCUUCCUGAAGUGGUAUAGCGAGAAGUUUUUGAGAGGCACUUCAACUUCAGAUGAAUGCAAGCCCAUGUUUGACCAGUAUGAGAAGUGUCUAUCAAAAGCCCUGUCAGAACGAGGCAUCGACAAGAUGCUGAACGAGGUCCGACAAGACAACAAAGAGAACGAUGCAGAGCACAUGAAACCGGUCAGUCGAUCUCUUCAGUCCACAUGGGUCAAAGCUAAACUAUCGCUAUAGAGUCGGUAACCUCCUUCCGAACAUUCACUGAGGAGCUACGACUGUAUAUUACGCAUUUUGACACUCCAAAGCGAAUGCCGAAGCCUGUCACGUCUGUACUAUAUCCUUGCAUAAUAUUUCUUGACUUCCGUAUGUUCGUAUUGUCAAGUCCAUAGGUUCACGUUCAAGUUUCAAGAUUGGCCACCCUUCACUGGGCUUUCUGCGUUGUCGAGUCGUUUUGCAGAAGACUGCCACCAUCAACUUUGAUAUAUGC